AUGAGGAAUUUUCUUAUGAAUGGAAUUUGCAAGGUUUUUGGAGUGAAAAGAAGUAGGAACGAUGACGUGGAAAAUAAUUCUUCCAAAGUGAUUGAAGAAAACGAAAUGCAAACUACAGAACAACCCACUGUUGAAGAAGUUGAAGCACAUGGUAAGCUUUUAUCACAGAAAACAUACAAAUCAAUAAAAAAUAAUAAUUCUGAGUCAGCAUGGGAAGAGAUAAAGAAAGAAGAUAAAAUUUUUGAGCAGAAGAGCCCUAAGGGAAACACGAUGCUGCACAUAGCAGCUCUCUAUAAAAAUGAUAACCUUGUGAGAAGGGUAGUUAUGAUUCGUCCAGACCUUUUGGAUGAAAGGAACGAUGAUGGUGAUACACCACUGCAUCUUGCUGCAAGAGCUGGUCAUGUCUCCACUCUUGGUAUACUGUUUCCUGCACUUCUCCUUAAAUUUAGAUGUCACUCAUCUUCUAAACUGGCUUUGGAUGAAAUCCUAGUAAGAAAUCUGCAAGGAAAUACUUUCUUUCAUGAGGCCUUACUAAAUGGUCACAAAGAUGUAAUGAACAUAUUGGCUUCUCCACAAGAACGAGAGAUUGAAGGUGGCUUCAUGGAAUUGGUUGAGGAAACUGUGUAUGGUUGGACAGAAGAAGGGCAACACAAAUCAGUUUUGUGCACGGCAAUUGAGAAAGGGUUCAAGGACAUUGUUGAUCGAGCCUUGAACAAAAUUAUUCCGAACAGAGAUUUUGGAGUUGGUCUUGGUGAUCAUGGUAUUCUAAAGGAAAUAGUAAAGGUAAAAAGAUGGAUUCAUUUGAAGGAUGAUAAGGGAAGGAAUGCUCUUCACUAUGCAGCAGCUAUAGGUUACCUCCAUGGUGUGGAGUGCUUGCUUCAAAAUUGUGAUUCCUGCGAUAUGGAAAAAGACAACGAUGGCCUUUUUCCUCUUCAUCUGGCUUCUGCAGGUGGACAUGUUAAAGUGAUAAAGAAAUUGCUAGAGAAGUGUUUAGAUCCCAGAGAAAUAGUUGAUAAAUAUGGUCGAAAUAUUGUUCACAUUGCAGCUCAAAUGGGACAGUAUAAUGUGAUAGACUACAUCUUGAAAGAUGCAAAUGGUGUUUUAGAUCUGAUAAACGACAAGGAUAAGGAUGGAAACACUCCCUUACAUUUGGCUGCCUCGCACUGCCAUCCAAAAAUUGUGCAAGCCUUGACAUGGGACAAAAGAGUGGCUCUGGAUUUGCUUAACAAAAGAAAUCAAUCAGCUCUUGAUGCUUUUGAGCAAUUUGAACAAGAAAAUCCGUCCUUCCCAGAGGCAAGUAUUUAUAGACGGUUAACAUGGUCUCAAUUAAUAUCUGCUGGUGUACAAAAUGCUAAGACAGGGUCACAGUCUAUCAAGGUCCCUUCCCCUUACCAUUCCUCAAGAUCAGAAGCCACAGAGAUGGAUCUUUAUAAAGACAGAAUCAAUACCCUUAUAGUGGUUUCAACCCUUAUUUUUACAGUAGCAUUUGCCGCAGGUUUUACUUUGCCUGGUGGAACUAAUAGUUCUACUCCAGGACAAGGCAUGGCUGUUAUGCUGCAUCACGUGUGGUUCAAACCAUAUAUUUUCUGCGUCACAACAUCCAUGUACGGUGGCAUUAGUGUUGCAAUUAUACUCAUGUGGGCUCAAUUGGGAGAUAUAACUUUGGCUGUUUUUGCCCUUAAAGUGGCAAGGCCGCUUUUAGGAGUCUGUCUUUCAACCCUGUCAGUGGCAUUCAUGGCUGGUAUCCACCUUGUUAUAAGUGAUCUCAGUUGGCUGGCUACUACUAUUCUGAUUUUGUGUGUGAUCUUCAUUCUCCUGCUUAUGUUACUGUACACUCUUCUGUGGUUCCCCUCGUACUCAACCAACCCAAUAAUGCGACGCCUUUCCUUCUAUCCAUUUCAGUUUCUGACGUGGUUAUUUGAAAAAGAUUAA
This is a messenger RNA of Sphenostylis stenocarpa, 1932 nucleotides long. NCBI's taxonomy places the organism in Eukaryota, Viridiplantae, Streptophyta, Magnoliopsida, Fabales, Fabaceae. The record is from the annotation of a GenBank genome assembly.